AUGAGUGACCUAGACCGGGCGAUUGAGCAGCUGCGGGCCUGCCGCCUGAUCCCCGAAUCUCAAGUUCGUGAGCUGUGCUACAAGGCGCGCGAGCUCCUUAUCGAAGAGGGCAACGUUGUGUCCGUCGAUGCACCGGUUACCAUUUGCGGCGAUAUCCAUGGCCAGUUCCACGACCUGAUGGAACUGUUCCGCGUGGGCGGCGACGUCCCGGACACUAACUACCUGUUUAUGGGCGACUUUGUCGACCGUGGUUUCUAUUCGCUUGAAUCCUUCCUCCUUCUCCUGUGCCUGAAGGUGCGGUAUCCAGAUCGCAUCACCCUGAUUCGCGGCAACCACGAGUCGCGCCAAAUUACAACAGUAUAUGGAUUUUAUGACGAGUGCAUUCGCAAAUACGGCAGCGCUAACGUCUGGCGGUACUGCUGCGAGGUGUUCGAUUAUCUCGCACUCGGCGCCAUCGUGCUAGGCGCUAGCUCGGAGUUGGAGCCGACCGGCUCCAGCGCACCCGAGAUGACACAGUCCACAAUGCCAAUUGAUGAUGGCGAGCUCGAAACAGAGGUACUGAACUCGCGUGGUGAGGUUACCAUGAGCACAUACCGUGCUCGUCAGCGUUCGUCAUCAGACACAUCGACAGACUCUCGCAACAUAUCUCCGCCCCGUGAUAUAUCAGCUGCGCCAGGCAUGGCGUCAACCCCGACUCGCACUGGUGCACCCGGCACAGGCGCUGGCGGGGAUUCUAAUGGAAGCAUGACUACCAGCCGCACAGGCGCUGUGUUGUGCGUUCACGGUGGCCUGUCACCACUGAUCGAUUCUGUGGAUAAGAUCCGCUUAAUUGAUCGCAAACAGGAAGUUCCCCACGAGGGCGCUAUGUGUGACCUUCUCUGGUCAGACCCCGACGAGAUUGAAGGCUGGGGAUUGAGCCCACGUGGCGCUGGCUUUCUCUUCGGUGGUGAUAUCGUCAAACAAUUCAAUCAUCUCAAUGGUCUUUCGCUGGUAGCUCGUGCUCACCAGCUUGUGAUGGAGGGGUAUAAAGAAAUGUUCGACGGCGGGAUCGUGACGGUGUGGUCUGCCCCGAACUAUUGUUAUCGCUGUGGUAAUGUUGCCGCCAUACUAGAGCUCGGCGAGGAUGCCCGCAAUGGGGGCACUGUGGCCCGUAGCAAUGGAGAUUAUGGACGGAGCAAUGGAGUCCUGGGCGCAGAUAGUGUUGUUAACACUGUUGUGAGUCCCGGAAGAAGAUAUCGUGUUUUCGAGGCCGCGGCUCAGGAUACAAGAGGUAUGCCUGCGAAGAAACCCGUAGCUGAUUAUUUCCUGUGA
Penicillium macrosclerotiorum is the source of this 1311-nucleotide messenger RNA. RefSeq names its product serine/threonine-protein phosphatase. Lineage: Eukaryota; Fungi; Ascomycota; Eurotiomycetes; Eurotiales; Aspergillaceae. The record is from RefSeq and is a predicted model, not a curated record. Gene Ontology annotation, biological process: peptidyl-serine dephosphorylation; double-strand break repair via homologous recombination. The transcript has 3 exons. Bases 1 to 1311 code for a protein of 436 amino acids. Gene Ontology annotation, cellular component: nucleus; cytoplasm. Gene Ontology annotation, molecular function: protein serine/threonine phosphatase activity.